AUGAAUUUGGAAAUGUUAGGCUUGGCCGAUCAAGAAAACGCCACGAUACAUAUGGGAAUGAUUACGGACCAAGUACUUAACUCGAACAGAAGUUUUCCAUCUUUAAAUGCGCUUACUGUAGACUCCAUGUCUAAUCCGGCUUACGUCAUCAUGAGUCGUGUCCAAACCGUCCUGGUACCAGUGAUCUGUGUUGUUGGAAUAAUAGGCAACAUCCUGGCGUCUGGAACUUUCCUGAGCCCAGUGAUGCGCAACAUGUCCUGCUGUCUGUACCUUGCGGCCAAGUCCCUGUGCGACAUCGGCUUCCUCGUCUCCCUGUUCGUGAUCUGGCUGUACCGUUUACGAGUGACCUUCUUGCUGGUGGAAGGGGUCUGCCAGAUGAACAUCUUCAUGACCUACGUCUGUGGCUUCCUGUCCGUCUGGUUCGUGGUCAUCAUAACCUGCGAGAAUUUCAUCAGGAUAUCGCAGCACUCGAAGGUUCCAGUGCUGUGCACAAGGAAGAUAGCCCUCAUCGUUAUCUCAGUUAUCGUCUGCUUCGGUCUCAUACUGUGCAGCUUCACCCUGUGGACAACUGGAAUUGUCUCCACGGAAGAGACAUCAUAUUGUACGUCACUGAUCAAGUUCGCCGACAUGCUCAUGGUGAUGACGUACGUGGACACGGCCCUCACCUUGGUUUUGCCUUCAUUAAUAAUCGUCUUUCUCGUUCUGGCCAUAAUGGUCAGCUCGUACAAAGCGUUCCAGAGGAACAAGCGGCUGAGAGGAACAGGACAAAAAAGGCACCGCAGAUACACGACGCCUGAAAGCAAGGUGACCAGGUUUCUCUUCGCCUUGUCGCUGAUAUUCUUCCUCCUCCACGCGCCCAGCCACAUCAUACGGAUUAAACUCAUUGUUCAGCAUAAUUUCGAAAAUCCGUAUCCGUCCCUCGUUGAUCUAAUUCUGCAGAGAGUCUUUGAGCUUCUUUUCUGCUGCAGCUUUUCGGUCAACUGUUUGCUCUAUUAUGUUUUUGGAAAAAACUUCAGAAAAGUUUUCAAAAAGAUGUACAUGACACACUGCAGCAGACAGGAUACGAGCUCUAACAUGACAUAUACUAUCGUACAGAUUGGUAAGACGGGUCAGUCAAUAGUGAGGAACCUUUCCUUAAAAUGA
This is a messenger RNA of Gigantopelta aegis, 1143 nucleotides long. RefSeq names its product FMRFamide receptor-like. The transcript has a single exon. Gene Ontology annotation, biological process: G protein-coupled receptor signaling pathway. Gene Ontology annotation, cellular component: plasma membrane. Gene Ontology annotation, molecular function: G protein-coupled receptor activity. Lineage: Eukaryota; Metazoa; Mollusca; Gastropoda; Neomphalida; Peltospiridae. The record is from RefSeq and is a predicted model, not a curated record. The coding region runs from base 1 to 1143 and encodes 380 amino acids.